Messenger RNA from Vicia faba (fava bean), 1641 nucleotides. The record is from the annotation of a GenBank genome assembly. Lineage: Eukaryota; Viridiplantae; Streptophyta; Magnoliopsida; Fabales; Fabaceae.
AUGCUUCCUCAGCAAAUGAAGAAAGCCGUUACUGAUAACCCUAAAAAGCUCGCAAACUUGAUCGAUCUCGUUAACCUUCCUCCCACUCUUAGAGACUUCGUCGGAUUGGAGAAUUUAAACUUCGGCGACUUCAAGUUCGCUUCCGUUCCCAAUCAACCACUCCCUUCCACCUCCGGUUGGGGCAACUUCGUCAACCAUUCCAAUCACAUCAAUGGCACCACCAUUUCAAAACCCUCUGAUCCAUUUACAGUUUCCCCGGAUCCCCUCGGGAAAACCGCAAACAAAGCUCGCGGAGCUAUUCCGCUUUCAAUCUUCGGCGAGGAAGAAGAUGAUGAACCUGUUUCUAAUUCCAGUUCCAAUGAUUUUUUCUUCAACGGUGGUGGUGCUGUUGUGAAAAAGGGAUCCGAUUCGAAUGGUUCCGUUGGAAUUAGUGAUUUGAUUUCCAAUUUGUAUCAUCAGCAAAACGGAUCAGCUUUGAAAUCCAAUGUCGGCUCUACCAGUCCGAAGAAAUCGAGUGUAAACGAUUUGAAUCAGGAUGAGGACGACGACGAGGACGAUGGAUGGGAAUUCAAGUCUGCGGAACGGGAAACUGUAAAUGAAAACUUCAAUGUUAAGGUUGAAACGCCCAAGCAUGGUAACAGUGCAGUUGGAGCUGGUGCUUUGUUAGACUCAUCUGACAAAGUUGGUGAAUGGAACCUGGGGUUUGAGUUCAUUCCUAUUUCUGCAUCUCACAGCCUACAGCUAAGUCCGAAAGGUGAAUCAAAUGAAAAUGGAGCUAGGUUUACCAUGUUCAAUCAAACUUUUGGGAAGUUGGCAAAUGCACAUUCAUGGCCAGGAUCAAAUCAAACUUUGUCGCUAUCUGGAUCUCCUUCCAAUUUCCAAGUUUACACUGCUUUAUUGAAACCUCAUGAGAGAAUUAUGGCACUCGAUCUUCCCCAUGGUGGGCAUCUUUCACAUGGAUAUCAGACUGACACCAAGAAUAUAUCAGCCGUAUCUAUAUUCUUUGAAACAAUGUCGUACAAAUUGGACGAGAGCACUGGUUAUAUUGAUUAUGACCAGAUGGAGAAAAGUGCUGCACUUUUUAGGCCAAAAUUAAUAGUUGCCGGUGCUAGUGCUUAUGCCCGCCUUUAUGAUUAUGCACGUAUUUGCAAGGUCUGUGAUAAACAGAAGGCAGUUAUGUUAGCUGAUAUGGCCCACAUCAAUGGAUUAGUUGCUGCAGGUGUUAUUCCUUCUCCUUUUGAUUAUGCAGAUGUUGUAACAAUCAGUUUGCCUUUAUUUUAUGGUCGGGUAUUUGGAAAAGAAAAGCAUGGAUAUGUUCGUAGUAUGGGACUUGGAGUUACACCAUCUCAAAUUAAUAGAUCUACGAGAUCGACAUCUUCUUCUGCAGAAAGUGAACAAAUAAAGGAAAUGCAAGAAGAAAUUAAUGCACUUAAAGAAAAGAAUUCAAAAAUUGAUGAAUUAACACAGGCAAUCAUAUUCUUAACGCAAAGGGACAAGGCGAGGACAAAGGAAAUUGAACUCUUAAUGCAAAUGCAGAAUUUUAGUGGAAGACAGGGAUUGGAAUCACCCGCUGAUGGUAGACGUUCAUCUGAGUCUAGCUACCGUAUUGGAGAUAAUGGAACUUCAGGGGGGACAAAUUAG